AUGCCAAAGAACUGCAGUGCAGAUAUUAACGCAGUUAUCAACUACGUCGACAACACUCUGUUGCAUGGCGCAAGGAAGGAGAAGCAAACACUAAAAGAUAAGUUCAUGCUAGGUAACCUCGAGGAUGCGGACUUUGCGGGAGCACUUGAGAAUGGACCGUGGACUUGGCAAGCAAAUCAAUUCAACUCCUUCCAGACUGGCGGCAAGUCGAAUUAUGCAUUUUGCGACUACAUUGAGGGCGUAUGGCCAAACUCAACUAACGAGAUACCUGGUGCAGAGGGCGUUGGUCUUGUCAAAGCUCUUGAAAAUUACGCCAAACACUUUAAGGAAAUAGAUUUGCCAUACUGUGCUCCUCCUGUCCAAAUCAUAUCAGUCACCCGCCUAGUCAGCGCCGAAUACGGCCGAAAACAGUGCGGCCUCUUCUUCAAGGAUCACUUUGGUCUCUCUGAGGGCAAGACAGCUGCAUCAGUUGACAAAUAUACCGGUAGUUGGGAAACACCCAAGGUCAAGCGGAUGAUGCUGGUUAACGGCCAAUAUGACCCGUGGCGCUUUGCUACCGUUGCCUCGGACUUUCGUCCGGGCAGUCCACUACAAAGCGCAGCAGAAGUACCGACGUUUGUUGUUCCAGGCGGCUUCCACGGUUCAGACCAUAGUGGUGCGAACUGGGCGGUGAAUCCCGAACUACAAGCUAUAGUGAAUCAGGAGGUGGCGAUCGUGAAGAAAUGGGUGGCCGAGUUCAACAAGGGAUGCAGACGCAGAGUGAAGAGAACAAUAGGCCGCAUUUCUCUCAGCAUCUAA
Phaeoacremonium minimum UCRPA7 is the source of this 798-nucleotide messenger RNA. RefSeq names its product putative endoprotease protein. The record is from RefSeq and is a predicted model, not a curated record. Bases 1 to 798 code for a protein of 265 amino acids. NCBI's taxonomy places the organism in Eukaryota, Fungi, Ascomycota, Sordariomycetes, Togniniales, Togniniaceae. The transcript is spliced from 4 exons.